Adineta steineri is the source of this 733-nucleotide messenger RNA. The record is from the annotation of a GenBank genome assembly. Lineage: Eukaryota; Metazoa; Rotifera; Eurotatoria; Adinetida; Adinetidae.
ACAUAAUGCAAAAGAAGGACAAAUUAUUGCAGGUGGAAAUGGCAAUGGAAGCCGAAUGCAACAAUUGAAUAAUGCAACAGAUGUGAUUGUUGAUCAACAAAAUCAUUUGAUCAUCAUUGCUGAUCGUGGAAACAGACGAGUAAUUCAAUGGUUGAAUCAAAAUCAAGAAAUCCUGAUCGAGAAUAUUGGCUGUUAUGGCUUGGCAAUGGAUAAAGAUGGAUUUCUUUAUGUAUCUGAUUCAGGGAACAAUGAAGUGAGACGAUGGACAAUGGGUGAAUACAAUGAAGGUGUUAUAGUGGCAGGUGGAAAUGGAAAAGGAAGUCAAGUCAAUCAACUCGAUUAUCCUAGUUUUAUUUUUGUUGAUGAUGAUCAAUCUGUUUAUGUAUCAGAUCAAAACAAUCAUCGUGUGAUGAAAUGGAGAAAAGAUGCAAAAGAGGGAACAAGUGUGGCUGGAGGAAAUGGUCAAGGAGCAAAUCUCAAUCAAUUGUCUUAUCCUGAAGGAGUAAUUGUUGAUGAUUUGGGUCAAAUCUAUGUGGCAGAUUAUGAGAAUCAUCGAGUAAUGCGUUGGUGUGAAGGAAAAGAAGAAGGUGAAAUUGUUCUUAGUGGAAAUGGUGAUGGAAAUCAACCAAGACAGUUGUAUUAUCCCCGUGAUUUAUCUUUUGACGAUGAAGGAAAUCUUUAUGUUGUUGAUCGGUUCAAUCAUCGAGUUGCAAAAUUUGAAAUUAUACUGUGA